AUGGGUUCAGACUCAGAAAAGGCCCCCUCUCGUCUCAACCAGAAGACAUUGGGCGUAACGAACAGAAUAUGGCUCAUUCUUGCUGUCUUCCUCUCCCUCAUCCUCCUCACGCGAUCUAUAUUGCCUUCUGAGAGCCAGACAACACGACAUAGAGUGCUCUAUUCUGAUCUGAAGCCGAAGAACUACUUGAACAUCAGCGAUCAGGAUGCAAUGCCAUUUGCCUUCUGCCCCGCGCUCGGUCCUGGUGACGAAUUGGCAUCCAAGUACGACCCGGUUGCCCUGUCGAAAACCCGUUUUCAUACAGGAAGCGGGGCUCGUAUUCAUCGAGUUAUCAAUAAAGCGCUGUCAGGGCUGCCAGUGACCAUUAGCGUGCUGGGAGGUUCCGUAUCCGCUUGCCAUGGCGCAGGUGAUGACCCUUUAUCACCCACUUGCUAUCCUUCAAAGUUCUUCAAUUGGUGGAACGGCGUAUUCCCCCACCCUGCCUCUGAGCUUACGAACGGCGCUAUGCGACGCACAAAUUCUGCAUACUUUGCAUUCUGCCACGCACAUCAUAUACCUGACGUCACCGACCUGGUCAUUGUAGAGCUGGACGUUGCUGAUGCGAACGACCAAGUGUCUCUAGAGGAAUUUGAGCUGCUCAUUCGAUCGAUUUUGAUCCGCCCGGACCAGCCAGCUGUACUCAUCCUGGGUCACUUCAGCCCGCAGGUCACAGAGGCAAACGGGUUCGGUGGUCCUGAUCACUGGCAUACCCUGGUGGCGCAGUUCUACGAUGUACCGCAUGUCAGCGUCAAGCCGUUGCUCUAUCCCAGCUAUAUGACGAAUCCUUCAGCCAUUAACCGAUACUUUGUCGACGCAAUGUUGGCAAACCCCUCAGGCCAUGACAUUAUCGCGGACGUCCUAAUAUCCUACUUCCAGUCACAGAUUUGUGCUGCAUGGGGUGGUCUUACUGGCCAGUCUCAUGAGCUCCUGCCCGCUUUGGCCACACCGAUCUUUGCUGACAACGCGAAGCUUCCAAGCGAUGCACGAGGAUUAUUCGGGGGCGUCGCGCAGCGUAAGGGUGCAGCCGGGGCUGCUGCGCCGGAGGCAAACUGGGCUCAACGUGAAGAUGCCGCGAACGGCAAUCCCAACCGUAUACUGUUACCCGAGCCAAACGUGAACUUGAAGGUGCCCUCAUUGCACCAGAACCUUCGUGUACCACAAAUGCGGAUCAACAGUCGACCAGCCGAUUUGGAGGCACAUCCAUUCGUCGAAGUUGCUCCGUACUGCGUCUCAGCGAACGAUUUGAUCAACCCUCUCCCAGUCUCCAUGUUCGCCGGUUCAGGAUGGGCAGCGUUCCACCCGCGCCCGGGUUCUGCGGACUUAUCGUCGCAUGCGCAUUAUUUCUACACGUCAUUGCCGACGAGCAAGAUGCGCGUGAGCAUACAAGUGAGCGCGGGCGAUGUCGGCGUGUACUACGUGAAGGAACCCAGCAGCAAUGUGGGGCUCGGUAGCGCGGUCGAGUGUUGGGUCGACGACAACUUUGCGGGAGCGGUGGUAAUAGAGAAUGCCGCACCAGUUGGAGAGCCAACGCCUGCAUUGGAGAUGAUUGACCACCAGGUCUCCACGGGACCACAUUUCGUCGAGUGUCAGCUCAUGGGAGAGGAGGAUGACAGAGACAUUCCUGCGUUCAGGAUUAUUGGUAUCUUCGCCACCUGA
Messenger RNA from Laetiporus sulphureus 93-53, 1695 nucleotides. RefSeq lists its product as uncharacterized. The coding region runs from base 1 to 1695 and encodes 564 amino acids. The transcript is spliced from 5 exons. NCBI's taxonomy places the organism in Eukaryota, Fungi, Basidiomycota, Agaricomycetes, Polyporales, Laetiporaceae. The record is from RefSeq and is a predicted model, not a curated record.